AUGGGUAAAAAAAAGAAAUCACCUAAAAAUGCUUUUUCUUUUUUUUUGGAUGAUUACGUUCAAAAUCAACGGGAUAAAGGAAACCACAUAACACAUAAACAGGGCGCCGAAGAAUGUGCAUCUUUAUGGAAGAAUCUGUCAUUAGAAGAAAAAGAAAGAUAUAAAAAUUUGGCAAGUGAAUACAAGAUAAAUAAAAUUAACGAUGAUAAGAAAUUUACGAAUUUAGGAACAAGUUUUAGUGAAGUAAAACAACAGGAAUUUAUGCUUAAAAAGGAAGAAGAAGAUGCUGAUAAUGAAAUAAAAAGAACAGUAUUUAAUUUAAAUGGUGGUACCAUCGAAACUCAGAUUUUUUAUUUGAUUCAUUGUAAUUAUUACUGUAAGACUGAUGAUGGCGUUUAUGUUCCUGCAGAAUUAGCAAUAAGUAAAUUUAGUUUAGGCAGUGGUAUUAUCGAUUCUUACCACACUUUAAUCAGUCCAGACAAAAUACCAUUGGGUUAUGCAUUCGAAACUAAGAAAAAUAUAAACGAAAUUCAUAAGUUACCAUAUCCGCCAUAUUCUGAAGGGAAUUCAAGUUAUUAUUGCAUAAGUAAAGAAAUUUUAAAUUUUUUACAACAUGAUUUUCCUCCUUUGUACUGCCUUGAAAACAAUUUGCAAGCGACAAAAAGUGUGAUUACAACACUGACAAAAAAUUCAGUUAAUAAAAAUGUCAAUUUUAAAAUAUAUCCGAUGCACAAAUUAUUUUUUCAUUUGAAAAAUAAAUGUGCCGAGUUUGUCGUAGAAUGUCCGGGGAUUUCUUUAGGUUUUCCAUUGUUAUCGAAUGCAAUUGUUGAGCUUGAAAAAGACAUUUUCUGUUAUGUGACUAAUCUUUCUUGUGAUUUUCAUGGCAACAUGGAAGAGAAAUAUCAAAAUUGCAGUUUAUCAAUUGUUCAACGAUAUGUUUAUGUUAUUUGCGAUCACUGUUGUCAGUAUAUUAAUGUCAAACUCAUACCUGGAAAACACAUUAGGUUAAAUUGUGAUUUGAAAAGCAAUGAAACCUGUAAGAUGAUUAAAAAUAAACAAAAAAUUUCUUCUCAUGUUAAAACUCAAUCUGACAAAGAUGACAUUGUUUUUAAAGAGGAAAGAAAAAUUCCAAAAUGGUUAAAAGAGAAAAAUGAAACAAGUUUAUCAAAGUCAAAUGUUAGCGAUAAUGGUGAUGAGGUUUACAAAGAGGCAAUGCCUAUGAGUAACGAUAAAUUUUGGGAAAAUAAACGGUCAAAAGAAAAUUUGAAUUUACCGAAGGAAGAUUUUCCACCAUUGGGCGGAACCGGAAAAUCCCGUAAAUUUAAGUUUUAA
Messenger RNA from Pediculus humanus corporis (human body louse), 1332 nucleotides. RefSeq lists its product as uncharacterized. NCBI's taxonomy places the organism in Eukaryota, Metazoa, Arthropoda, Insecta, Psocodea, Pediculidae. The record is from RefSeq and is a predicted model, not a curated record. Gene Ontology annotation, cellular component: P granule; nucleus. Gene Ontology annotation, molecular function: sequence-specific DNA binding. Gene Ontology annotation, biological process: piRNA processing; negative regulation of DNA-templated transcription; spermatogenesis. The transcript is spliced from 8 exons. Bases 1 to 1332 code for a protein of 443 amino acids.